AUGUCCGCGAAUCGAUUAAACGUGCUGGUGACUCUGCUGCUCGCCGUCGCGCUUCUUGUGACGGAAUCAGGAAACGCACAGGUAGAUGGUUAUCCCCAAUUCAGCUCGAAGCGAUCUGCUGUGAGUGCGCCGCAGAAAUAUUGCGGCAAGAAGCUUUCGAAUGCUCUACAAAUAAUCUGUGAUGGCGUGUACAACUCCAUGUUUAAGAAGAGUGGUCAAGCGCGAGAAGAAGCGAAUGUCGAUAGCAGAGAUAGCAACUUCGACUACGUUCGCACCCAAGAAAUGGAAAUGGCCGAUUAUCCAAUCGCCUAUGAGUUUUCCCCAUUCUUGCCGCGAGCGAGGGCACGGGGGAUAUUAGAUGGACGCUUCGCUGGCAGGCGUUACCGAAGGCAGGGUCGAGGUAUCCAUGAGGAAUGUUGCAUCAACUCAUGUACGAUAAAUGAAUUGACCAGCUACUGCGGCGGCAGAGGAAGCGCUUCGGAGUAACUGGUAACCCUUCGACUUCCGCUUUACUGCUCGAUCACCAUGCAAACCGAAUAAUCCCAGAGAUACACGCCUCACGCGCAUAUACCCAUACACGUACACACACAUAGAGGGACAUACACACAUUCCACAUUACGUACAGUACACGUUGGAAAGUUCACCGGUAAAUCGCAUCAUCGCUCACGUUGGAGACUGACUCGUGAUAAUUGUGUAUACAUUUUACGUAUCUGCGAUGGAACUGACUUUUUAACGCAUGAUCGUGCGCGGGAUUGUACAAUAUACUCUUCUUCUUGAUUUCUUGUGAACGAGAGGGCACCAGAGG
Messenger RNA from Atta colombica, 805 nucleotides. RefSeq names its product LIRP (gene Ilp1). The transcript is spliced from 3 exons. Bases 1 to 486 code for a protein of 161 amino acids. Lineage: Eukaryota; Metazoa; Arthropoda; Insecta; Hymenoptera; Formicidae. The record is from RefSeq and is a predicted model, not a curated record. Gene Ontology annotation, molecular function: hormone activity. Gene Ontology annotation, cellular component: extracellular region.